AUGAGCGAAAGUCGACACAACAGUGACGGCACGACGGGAAACCGUCGCCGCAGACGAGAAGAUGAAGGAGAUGCGAAGGAAAACGACAACCAGCUGCUCGACCAUGUCGACAGCUAUGUGCCCAAGACGCUCGGCGCCGUCGCGUCCGACCUGGCCUUGAUUAGACGCCAGAGGUUUGGAGAUGUCUCUAGCAUGAACGUCUGUUACAACAAUAUUUCGUUCAGCCAUAUGUCUACGAGUGAAAUGGUAGACCAUGCCAUCAAGAUGCAGGACCAGUACGGCAAUGAUUUCGACCGAGUCGACACCCUUUACGUCUUCUACAACAAAAAGGACAGAACGGAGAACGACUUGGAGGAGCCCAGGCUCCAUUCCAUCGAGAACCCUAUACAGCCACCAGCGAAAGGACCGCGCAGCAGGGAAAAUGUGGUGAUCGGCCGUCGUCCCCAAGUGGAUGAAGCCCCGCCGGACGCUAGAACGCCCAUAAACUUUUAUGGAUCUAUUAACCGUUGCCGCCAAGGAGACGAUGAAGAAGACGUCGAGGAAAUCGACUACCGGCUGCUCGACCGUGUCGACAGCGACCGGACCAAGGAGCUCGGCGCCAUGGCGUCCGACCUGGCCUUGGUCUGGAAUAAUUUCGACCAAGUCGACGUCCCUCACUUUUACCACAAGAACGACAGUAGGAAGGACGACAUGGAGGAACUCAGGCUCCAUGCCAUCGAGUUCCCGAGGCAGCCGCCGGCAAAAAGACCGCGGAACAGGGAAAAUGUAGUGAUGAUCGGCCGUCGGCCCCAAGUGGACACAACCCCUUCGGUCGCUACGACAGUAACCCAGGCAGAACCCGAAAUCCGAUACGGGAGUGGAACCCCUCCCGCACCAUUCCCAGCGCUCUGGCGAGCAUCAUCGUCAACCGAGCCAUGCCGGGUCCCAGGGUGA
This is a messenger RNA of Colletotrichum higginsianum IMI 349063, 933 nucleotides long. RefSeq lists its product as uncharacterized. The record is from RefSeq and is a predicted model, not a curated record. The transcript has 3 exons. NCBI's taxonomy places the organism in Eukaryota, Fungi, Ascomycota, Sordariomycetes, Glomerellales, Glomerellaceae. The coding region runs from base 1 to 933 and encodes 310 amino acids.